CCCCGCCUUCUACUUACAAAAGGCGCACGCCCAAACGCCUCGCAGUCCCAACUCCCACGCAUACUCUCGCCGCGAGUCUAGACUCCAGAGCACAGCGCUCCACCUCCACCAUGAAGCGAACCAGAGCGCAGCAGCCCAAGGUCCAGGAGCCGCAAGACCCCGCCGCCGCGAACGCCAACCCCAAGCCCCAGCGCCGCGCCAAGCAGCCGAGGCAGCCCAAGGGUGCGGCCAAGAAACCCACCGCGGCGGCUUGCAGCGAAGCGAUCGCGGUCGCGGUCGCGGCCGCUGCCGUCGCGGCUAAUGCCGCUGCGUCUCCCGGGUCGGAGAUGGCGCCCACCGGGCCGAACGUGUGCAGCGCCAGGGAGGGGGAGGCGGACGCCCAGACAGUUGAGUGGGACCUCGACAGCGGCAUCAGCAACGGGUCGUGGUGGACGUGGGGCGUGGAGGAGGAGAAGCUGCUCGGGUGGUUCCCCUUCGUCGAGGAGGACUUCCGGUGCCUCGGCGGCCGCGGCGGCGACGCCGAGAUGGCCACCUUCGACGACGACAUUUGGCGGAUUCACCAAAUCUACGAGAUACCCAAUUACGCCGCAAAGUGAUGGGAUUCCCUGCAUUCCGUUAAUCUAGAUAGGAACUGAGCUGGUGGUCGCUUCUUCUGCUGAUCUUGUUCUGUAAGGGGAAGUGAUUUGGUGCAGGGACGGGGAAUGUGGCAAUCGAGAAUAUGUAGGCGAGCUAGCUAGCUAAUUAGGGAUGUUAUGCAAGUCGAAAUGAUGCAAUUUGUUGUUACGUUACUCC
This is a messenger RNA of Phragmites australis (common reed), 792 nucleotides long. RefSeq lists its product as uncharacterized. Lineage: Eukaryota; Viridiplantae; Streptophyta; Magnoliopsida; Poales; Poaceae. The transcript has a single exon. The coding region runs from base 111 to 596 and encodes 161 amino acids. The record is from RefSeq and is a predicted model, not a curated record.